Salvia miltiorrhiza (redroot sage) is the source of this 1780-nucleotide messenger RNA. RefSeq lists its product as uncharacterized. The transcript is spliced from 3 exons. The coding region runs from base 805 to 1188 and encodes 127 amino acids. The record is from RefSeq and is a predicted model, not a curated record. Lineage: Eukaryota; Viridiplantae; Streptophyta; Magnoliopsida; Lamiales; Lamiaceae.
CACCGAUCGAUAAUCACAACGCUGAUGGCGAAAAAUAAAAUCGCCUUCGUCGAUGGAUCAAUCGCGCGACCUUCUUCUACUGAUCUGUUGCAUUCACAAUGGGUGCGAUGCAACAGCAUGGUGGUCUCAUGGCUACGAAAUUCUGUAAUACUGGAUAUCAGCUCCAUUAUCAUGUAUUUGGAUGAUGCCUAUCAGAUCUGGAAUGGUCUCAAGGAUCGUUUCUCUCUAGGUAAUCUGGCUAGAAUCUAUCAACUUAAGCAACAAUUGCUCACUCAAAAGCAAGGCUCGGAUGCUGUUGGAGCAUAUUACACCAAAUUGUGUGUGCCAUGGGAUGAAUUUAAGGAUUUCCAGCCUGCGCGAUGGUGUAUAUGUGAUCACUGCAGAUGUUAUAGUGCAAAGAAAUGGAGUGAAGGAUUAUGCUAUGCAGUUUCUUAUUGGAUUGCAUGCGAGUUAUUCACAGAUCAGGUCACAGCUCUUGCCUGUGACUCCUUUACCACACAUUUCUAAGAUUUUUGCCUUUGGUAAUAUAGAUACAACGUCAACUAACUAUUGAAUCUUCAUUUUCUCAGUCUACUUACACUGUUCCUGAGCAAUCUGGCUCAAUGAUAAAUGCAGUUGGUUUUGCUCGAGGUAAAGGUGGAAAAGGAAAAUUUCUCUGUACAAAGUGUGGUAAAACAAAUCACACUGUUGACAAGUGUUUUGAGAUUAUAGGAUAUCCACCUUGCUACGAUCGUGGUAAGAAAAAACCUCAAAACUCCGUUGGUUUUGGUACUGUGAAUACUGGAUCUAUGAAUCAACUCAGCAAUGGAGGAGAGUUUCAUUCUGAUUCUGAGUUGCAAACAUGAAUUAAUCCUCUUACUAAUGAGAAUAUCGCACAGUUGCUUUCUUAUUUGCAGGCUCAAAUGCAUAAGCAGCCUGCUCUUGCGGCUAUCACUAAGGAUGUUCCUGAUAUGUCUCAUGUGCAUGCUUUCUCUCCAUUCAGUGGAAGCUUCUCAAGGGAAUGUGAUUGGGAAGGGUAACGGGAUUGGGAACCUGUAUAUUUUAGAGACUUCUCCAACCUCUACUCUUACUGGUUCUAUUUCUACUGUAUCUCUUGUGGUUUCUGCAAAUAUUUGGCAUAACAGGUCUGUCACUGGCUUUGCUGUAUUUCUUGGCUCCUCUCUCAUAUCAUGGAAAUCAAAGAAAUAGGUUACCAUUUCUAGAUCUUCUGCUGUGGUGGCACAAGCAAGUUGUGAAGUUACUUGGCUUCGCAAUUUGUUUCUGGAUUUUGGCAUACAACAGCAGAAGUCUACUCAUCUUUAGUGUGAUAAUAAGGCAGGCGUGUAUAUCUGCUGCAAUCCAGUAUUUCAUGAGUGAACGAAGCACAUUGAAAUCGAUUGCCACAAUGUGAGAGACAAAUUUGUGGAAGGUCUCAUCAAGCCUCUUCAUGCUUUGCAGCUGGCAGAUGUUCUCACUAAACCAUUGUCGGCACAAGAUGGGAUUCAUGAGUAUGUACUUUCCAUAUUGAGGGGGUGCGUUGAAGCUUAAAGAGCAUGCAUGAAUAGGUUGCAUAGCUCCGCGUCACAGCUGAUUGCUGCUUCUCUUGUAUUGUUUGUUAGCUUAGUUGUCAGCAUUUGAUUAGUAGAUAGCUUGCAUGCAACGUCACACUUGCUGCAUGAAGAGCUUCCAUGCACUUGUAUUUGUUAUUUUUGAAGCAAAUAAUGAAGAGCUUCUUCUUCUUGUUUCUCGAGUUUUCUUUAUUAUUCAACACCAUUUCUAUUAAUUCCAAAAUUGACUACAA